AUGAAUCUUCUCAGAAUUUUUAGUGUUCUUAUCCAUUCGUCUCUGCUUUUAACACAAGAGACCAACAAGGCUGGAUAUGGCUCUUUGGAUUCAGUACCAGGGACCUCUGUAACCAAGCGUUCUUCUGGAUAUCACUUUCCUCCUUAUAUGAUGCAUCUUUAUAGAAGUUUGAAGUCUGCAAAUCAGUCUGGAGCUUCGAAAAGCGAUGAGCAAAAAGCGGUGAUGAAAGAGACCGACACUGUCAGAAGUGUAAUUGCGAAAAGUUUUGAACGAAUUGGAAAUCGAUGGAUCGCCACUUUUGAUUUUUCUUCUCUGCUCACAGACGAAGAACUUCAGGUGGCUGAGCUCAGAAUCAGGCUCCCCAGAUUUUUGAUUUCUGUCGAUUCCUCAUUGGAAAUCCACCAUACACAUGAAUACCCCUGUAAGAAUGGAAUUUGCCUCGAACAUCAACAAAUUGGUGUAUUCUCUACGUCAUCGGUGACGAACUCAUCCACCAACUGGAAAGUCUACAAUGUAACAGAACUAUUAACUGGCUGGUUUAACACAAACAUGUAUUCAAACAAGUUGAGAAUUAAGACAACAAAGAAAUUCAAACCAGUCAGGGUGAACCCACGGGGCCAUGGAAUCAUCCUGCCUUCCACGGAAAGCCCACAAGAUCAGCAUGCUGUCAACGAUAGGGUCUUACUGGUUGUCUUUUCCCACUUGAAAGCAGAAGGGGGACCCCCGGUCAGCCUGCUCCGUACAGCUGAAGAAUCCAAAUUUGUGGUUAGUGACAGAGAGGGUGAAGAUAAACGGCAAAAAAGACACAAACGCAACAGAAAACAGAGAAACUGGCCUAUAAAAUCCUCACCGGAACACGGGUCGGUCAGUAGAAAACCCUUAUGUCGCAGAGUAGAUUUACACAUAGAUUUCAAUCGAAUUGGCUGGGGCUCAUGGAUUGUCUUCCCCAAGCGGUACAAUGCAUACCGUUGCGAAGGUGAGUGCCCUGCCCCUGUUGAAGAGGAUUUCAAGCCCACGAAUCAUGCGUACAUGCAGAGCCUGCUGAAGCAUUACCAUCCUGACCGGGUUCCCUCUCCAUGCUGUGUUCCGACAAAAAUGAGCUCACUGAGCAUGCUCUAUCAUGAGAGCGGGGAGGUGGUGCUCCGCCACCACGAGGAAAUGAUUGUGGAAGAAUGUGGCUGCCACUGA
Messenger RNA from Polyodon spathula (Mississippi paddlefish), 1188 nucleotides. Its product is annotated as nodal homolog. Bases 1 to 1188 code for a protein of 395 amino acids. NCBI's taxonomy places the organism in Eukaryota, Metazoa, Chordata, Actinopteri, Acipenseriformes, Polyodontidae. Gene Ontology annotation, molecular function: cytokine activity; type I activin receptor binding; growth factor activity. The record is from RefSeq and is a predicted model, not a curated record. Gene Ontology annotation, biological process: SMAD protein signal transduction; BMP signaling pathway. Gene Ontology annotation, cellular component: extracellular region. The transcript is spliced from 3 exons.